Naegleria gruberi is the source of this 2570-nucleotide messenger RNA. RefSeq lists its product as uncharacterized. Lineage: Eukaryota; Heterolobosea; Eutetramitea; Acrasida; Naegleriidae. The record is from RefSeq and is a predicted model, not a curated record. The annotation marks the transcript as partial. The transcript has 3 exons.
AACCCAAACCCAAACCCAAACCCAAACCCAAACCCAAACCCAAACCCAAACCCAAACCCAAACCCAAACCCAAACCCAAACCCAAACCCAAACCCAAACCCAAACCCAAACCCAAACCCAAACCCAAACCCAAACCCAAACCCAAACCCAAACCCAAACCCAAAACCCAACCCAAACCCAAACCCAAACCCAAACCCAAACCCAAACCCAAACCCAAACCCAAACCCAAACCCAAACCCAAACCCAAACCCAAACCCAAACCCAAACCCAAACCCAAACCCAAACCCAAACCCAAACCCAAACCCAAACCCAAACCCAAACCCACGACUAAGAGAGAUAAUGACAGGUACCAAACCCUUGGUAAAGAAAAUCCUAAUAUUCAUGGAACAUUUUUGAAUGGAAUUUCAAAAACCAAUACUCCUGUUCUUAGAAACUUAACGCUGCGAGGAGCUAUGAGUCUUUCUUCUGCACCACCAGAGCCAUUCUUUAAUUUUCUCUCCCUCAAAUACAGUGCAACAUCUUUCUCUAAGGAACAUGUUUUAGAAUUACAACAGAAACUUCCAAAUGCCAAACUUUAUCUUAAAAAAGUACCUCCUAUUGCUGACUCUAACGCUAAGGAUAGGUGGAGCAAAUAUUCUUCACUCCCUUUAGAUUACAUUUCAAUUAAAAAGAAUUCAGCUAUAGAUUUAUUCACACAUUAUGAUGAAGAAAUUUCUGUCUGCUUCCAACCAACACCAGGUGAAAAAGGCUUAUUGGUUGAAGUAGGAGACUCCAAAUGGAUUUAUACAAGCUAUGAUGAAGAGUUCAAUGAAAGAGAUUAUAUUCCUCCUGUUGUACUAGAGGAACAUUCAGUUAAAGCAACAAACGAUCCUUCAUAUUAUCAACCACCUCAAAAAGUGACAGAUCAAAACAUACCUAUUGGUAAUUCAUACCAGCUUUCAGAACUCCACACUCAUUUAAUGGGUAUGGGUAAUGCUGAUUUCUGGAUUGAAGUAAUCAUGAAAAAGUAUAUCCCAAAUCUUGUGCAAGCUUUGCCAAUCGUUCCGCUUGACAUCAGUUCUACACUUACUAAAUCAAGUUUGUUCACCAAUGCAGACAUAGACAACCUUACUUUGGAAUCAGAAGUGCUUUCCUUAAAAGCAGUUCAUACCAAUGAUGUUGUGUACAGUUUAGAAGAUUUGAGCAGAGCUUUCAAUUUAUUCACAUUACCCAAAAAGGAACAAAUUGCUAAUAUUAGUAAAGUAAUUGGCGCAAAACCAAAAAAUUACUAUGUAUUCAACCAAAGAGAAGAAAAAUACGAAUUGAAAUAUGGUUUUACAAAUGCACAAAUUAUAGCAAAGUUAGAUGCAGAUGAAAAAAGAAAGCCUGACCCUACAAAGCGAGUUCUUUACAACACUUUAUUGCUUUCAUUUGAAAUGAAACUUGUAGGUGUUCAUAAUGUCAAAUUCACACCAGAUUUUUAUCCACAAAGAUUCAUUUUGAAAGAUAGCAUGUAUUUUAUGUAUCCUGAAAUAUUAUCCAUACUCUUACUGCAUACCAUUUAUAACUACUACAAAGAAGGAGUUGAGUAUGUUGAAUAUAGUGUUAGUCUGAAAGAUUUGAAAACAGAUUCAAUCUCAAAGUAUUUGAAACCCUCAACAUUAGAGACUUUUUGGAACAGUCAAAAGUAUUUAAAACAAGCUUUCUCAGAACAAAUUUUCACAAAAACAUUGGAACAACUUUGCAUUGUAAAUGAUGGCAAUGAACUUGAGGCACAAAUCGAUAAGCUCUUCAAAUUGCUUAAAAUAGAGAAGGUAAUUGAUGUUGGUGCAGUUGUUGGAUUUGAUUGGGUUGGAGAUGAAAAGUAUUUUGCUCCAUGCGUUUUUGUUUUGAAAUGUUUUUGGAGAAUAGCUGAACUUUACAAUAAGAAAACAGGAAAAUUAUUAGGAUUAAGAUAUCACUGUGGAGAGAACACUUUUAUAGAUGAGGAUAAAACAUUCUUCUUGAAGCAUAUGGACAUUACAUUUUGGUCAAUUAUUGAAAUUUGCAAAAAUAUGAAGGCAAAAUUGAGAUUGGGUCAUGGUGUUGGAUUUAUGUUGGAACAAGGAUCUGGACCUUUUUAUAAUGAAGAAGUAUUUAACAGAAUGAAAAAUUAUAGAGAAAUUAUUAUGAAAGACAAGAAGGUGUUCUUUGAAUGGUGUCCAACAAGUAAUGAAUAUUUACUCUUUGAUUUCCACGAUUUGUCAAUUCCUGUAGAUAUUAAUUGCUUAACAGUUGCCACGGAUAACGAUGGAAUUAUGCCAGUAUCUGGAGUUGAAAAGGAAACAAGAAAAGCAGCAAAAUACUUUGACGACUUGAAAACCUCCACACCAGCAAUUAUUAACCUUUCCCAAGCUAUUUUUGUGGAAAAUGCAAAGAUGGCAAGGUUUAUUCAAAUAGAUGGAAAUCAACCACCAACCCAGCCAACAACUUUAUCAACUAAUAACAUCACCCAAAAUGAAAAUUUAGUUGACAAUGACCACAACAAUGAGGACAACAUUGAUGAUAACAUUGUGAAAGACUUGUCAGACGAUACAGCAAGAACAGUUUGA